UCUGGCCUAUCAAGACUCGAAGCACGCGAACACUCUCACCCACUAUUGCGAAAAGUGCUGGCUGCUGUCGAAGCAAUGCAUCUGUCGCCUCCUGCGUCCUGUUCACGUUCAACACAACUACUUUAUUCUGUUGCACCACAAAGAAUAUUGGCGCGGAACGAACACCGGAAUUUUGCUUCCAAACUGCUGUCCAACUUCCAAACUGCUUGUUAUGGGCGUCGAGAAGGACGACGCCGAACUGGAAAGGCUUCUCGCCCAAGAACCGCAGAGGACCGUCAUUCUGUUCCCCUCGGUGGACUCCAUUUUCAUCAGAGAAUAUCUGGAGAGACACACCGAGAAACGGACCGAGCGCGUCCAAAAUGUCAAAUUAAACGUCAUUGUAAUAGACGCCACGUGGAACAAGGCCAGGGGACUGGCUGCGGCCCUGCCCAAACACAUCCCGAGGAUCCGCCUGGAAAGGCCACCGGCACACUCUUCAAGCAAGAUGAGGAAACAAGGAUGCGUCGGAAGAGUCACGACGGCAGAAGGACUAGCGUACUUGUUCAAAGAACUUCACGAGGACGCGUCGACCCAUCAGAACCUGUUGUACAACCUUCAGAUUCGGUGCAGGGCAAUCAACGCGUCGUCCGGCUCGAGUCACGGCCAGAGCGACUCGCCGGUGGAGGCAGAAUGAGCAGGCGAGCACCCUUCGGGUCUCUCGCCGCGCGAAAAGGACGGCAAGUUUUUGU
Schistocerca gregaria is the source of this 728-nucleotide messenger RNA. RefSeq lists its product as uncharacterized. The transcript has 3 exons. The record is from RefSeq and is a predicted model, not a curated record. NCBI's taxonomy places the organism in Eukaryota, Metazoa, Arthropoda, Insecta, Orthoptera, Acrididae. Bases 212 to 673 code for a protein of 153 amino acids.